Molecule: messenger RNA, 583 nt
Organism: Gaeumannomyces tritici R3-111a-1
Lineage: Eukaryota; Fungi; Ascomycota; Sordariomycetes; Magnaporthales; Magnaporthaceae
Exons: 1
Coding region: 120-515 (131 amino acids)
Source: RefSeq, a predicted model, not a curated record
CGGGGGUUACUGUAUCAUGGUGGCUUCCUGGAUUCCUGAUCCAUGCAUUUUCACGUCCGUGUUUUUUUGGGGAGCGCCCCAAUAGACAGUAGAACCACAACAGGGCCACAGUCAUCGAAAUGCCAGUACACAUUGAAGAGAGAGGCUUCGUAGUUCAGGCGGCGCCGGCUACGGGCACCAAAAGCCAGCAUAAUCCUUCUGGAUCGGGCUCAUCCCCUGCGGGGCAGUACCGAUGUUUUGUCAUCAGGGUAGCAUCAAAAAGCGUCCCAACGUGGUGGGGGCCGAACCUCUGUAGUCCGUCCUGGAUCGGCAGAAGGAGACGCAGUUUUACGCCAUCUGGAGGCCUAGGCGAGAGGGAUAGGAGGAUCUCAUGCAUCCAGCUACUCUCAAGGCCUACAUCUACGAGGGUUCCGUAUGAGAUUGCUGCUUCAGGCACGCGGUUUGGCGCUUUGGAGCCAGAGUCCGGCUCGUCGCGGCUCGUCGCGCGCAGUACUUUGUACACAAAUGAAGCUUAGAUGGUCUCUUCGAGGCUUAGGCCCUCGAUAAACGGAGCGGUCAUCCUCAGCCACUACAUUUCGACAAA